AUGAUAUCGAAAUCUACUGGCCUAAAUCCAUAUUUUCCGACCUACGACAACUGGCCGGUGGCCCUCUGGGAGGAGCAUGACUGGGACAAAGACGUUAUGCGCACCACCUGCAACUUGACGUUUUUAUCGCCCGGCUAUCAAAAGGGGUGCGCCCAAUUCGACAAGUACUACGCGAAGAAGGGAAAGGAUCGGAUGUACGUGAAGAUCCGGCUGACGCUGGAAAACGGGAAGUUCAAAACGGUGUGCUUGCGCCCGUUCGGGAAGAGUCGGCUGCAGUAUCAAAAAGUGGUUGGUGACCUGUACUUGAUGUCGCACCUGAAGGCCCCGUACUGCAGCUUCGGCUACAAGAUCAAGGAGGACAACGGGCCUUGGGAGAAGAAAUGGGAGACUUGCAGCGAUGAAGACUGUAAAUGGGAGGCUUCG
Mesorhabditis spiculigera is the source of this 423-nucleotide messenger RNA. Lineage: Eukaryota; Metazoa; Nematoda; Chromadorea; Rhabditida; Rhabditidae. The record is from the annotation of a GenBank genome assembly.